AUGUCUGAAGUCACAUUUUUCCUUGCGCCUACCGACGGCAGCGUCCAGCCAUCUUCAGGCCGUGGCAAACGACUCACCGCUGCAGAGGAGGCUAUGCUUAUCAGCCUUUGUGUGGAGAACAAGCACGGAGAGCCAUUUUCCGAUAAAACGAAACGCUUCUGGAUGCAAAUGUCCGAUCUGUUCUUCCAUGCCGCUGGCCGUAAUUAUUCAUGGCAGUCUUGCCGACGCUGCAUGGCCACAUGGGAGGUCAACAAUGUGUCACCGGAGUGUCUAACUGAACCUAUCACUACAUCUACCGAACACGAAAUUUCUUCUCCACGACAAAUCGUAUCCUCCAGGGAACUGAAACCUACUACUUCCACUGGGCCAGUGCCGGAAGCUCUACCCGUACCCUCUGGCAUUGCGGCUCCACAGUUUGAUCAGUCUGCUGGUUCUGUCCGGCAAAUAUAUGGGGAAGACUCAGGAUCAAAUACCCCUGAUCUGGCUGAUGAAACGGAUGAUGAUGGACUACCUACCAACCUCCGAGUUAUUCGUGGUAAGAGCAAGUCUAUUACCGAGAAGGCCGCCCUUCAAAAUGAGCUCUGCUUGUCUGCUUCCAAAGUGAUAGAGUCGUUUGAACACCAGAUUGCUUACCUGAAUGCUGCACUGGAAGAUGACCUUGAGCACCGGCGUUGUAUUGACAAUACUUUUUUGCUGCUCAAGACUCAGCUGGAGGAUUCCAUUCAAAGAUUCAAGAAGCGUGCUGAGGAGAAAUGA
This is a messenger RNA of Penicillium odoratum, 756 nucleotides long. RefSeq lists its product as uncharacterized. Bases 1 to 756 code for a protein of 251 amino acids. The record is from RefSeq and is a predicted model, not a curated record. NCBI's taxonomy places the organism in Eukaryota, Fungi, Ascomycota, Eurotiomycetes, Eurotiales, Aspergillaceae. The transcript has a single exon.